UUUAUUCUGCUGGUUCUCCUGCUGGAUCUCCUGCUGAGUGGUCAUGUUGGGGAGAACAGGAACCUUCAGUGGAUGUUGCAGGUUCGAGCUCCAGCAGUGCCGCUCCCUCUCCUCCUCCCCCCCCUCUGACCUCUCCAGACUCCAUUACCCAGAAGGCAGUGGGAGCAGGAGGUACAGGGUGGGGCAGGAGGCAGGACAGAUGAGCUCAGGUCAGAUCAACAGGAUCCUGAAGGCCAACGAAUACAGCCACACCCUCCCCAGAGGCCCUGCCUCCCACGGUAUCCUGGGUUUCCAUAGCAACAUGUUGCCAUCCAACCACCCUGGGGAGGACCGCCGCAGCAGCGCCACCUGCCUGCCGGGCCGCGGAGGCGUCCUUCUUGGUGUGUUCGACGGCCACGCGGGCCCGGCGUGCGCCCACACCGUCAGCCAGAGGCUCUUCUACUACAUCGCUGUGGCAACGCUGCCGCUGAGGACACUGGCGGAGAUCGAACGGGCAGUGGAGGAGGAACGGGCCGUACCGCCACUGCUGGAGUGGCACAAACACCCCCAGGAUCACAGCUGCCCCGACGGAGGAGCAACCUCCUUCCACAGCCUCCGACACUACUGGCAGGAGAGGCUGGAGGACGAAGACCAGGAGGAGGAGCAGGAGGAGGAUGGCGGCAGGGUGACAUCGGCAUUGGUGAACGCUUUCCGUCGCCUCGACUACGACCUGUCUGUGGAGGCCCAGGUCCACCUGUCAAUGUCCUCACCCAGACGGGUGUCUCUCCCUGGGGAGGGGUUGUCUCUGUCCUCCCCCCUCCGGGUGGCGCUGUCCGGCUGUACUGCUUGUGUCGCUCACAUCUCCAAUGGUGUCCUGCAUGUGGCCAAUCUGGGCGACAGUCGGGCUGUUCUGGGCGUCCAGGAGCCAGAUGGGCGUUUUUCAGCAUUCAGCCUCACCAACGACCACAAUGCACAGAACCCUGAUGAGCUUCAAAGGAUCCUGGGGGAACACCCGCCGUCAGAGAGCAGGACUGUGGUCCGCCACGACCGCCUGCUGGGUCUGCUGCUGCCGUUCAGGGCAUUUGGAGAUGUCCGCUUCAAAUGGAGCCCAGAGAUGCUGAGCCGAGUCUAUGAAACCCGACCGGACGUCCUGUCUGUGGUCAGCGAGGCCGUCCGAACACCACCGCCCCACUACCUGACCCCGCCGUACCUGAGCGCCCAACCAGAGGUCACCCAACACCGUAUCAGACCUGCUGACAAGUUCCUGGUCCUGGCAACUGACGGACUCUGGGAGCUGAUGCAUCGACAGACGGUGGUCCAGCUGGUGGGGGAACAACUGACAGGUCUUCAGCAGCAGAGACCCAUAAUUCCUUGCUUGGGCAUGACACUGAGUGGCCUGCAGCGCCUCCUGCUGGAGAGGAGGGGGAGGGUUAUGUCGGUGCUGGAGGACCAGAACACCGCCACCCACCUGCUCCGUCACGCUCUGGGGGAUGAUGGAUAUGGAGCAGUGGCUCCAAACCGCCUGGCGAAGAUGCUGAGUCUGCCAGCAGAGCUGGCGAGGCGAUACCGUGACGACAUCACCAUCACCGUGAUACACCUGAAUGAGCCUGACUUCUAACCACACCUGAAAGUUUACCUGCUCAUUGACCAAGUGACAAAUCAACUUGUUUUUACUCUGAACUUUGUUACAUUUCUCCUCUUAAAUAAAAUAAACAUCAUGUUUCUUCCUCCAAAUCAGGUGUUUCUAUUUUUUUGUCCAAACAUCAGUCUGAGAUGAAACUGUUCUCAGAUCAGUGGAAAAAUAUUUACAUGUAAUAUUGAUUUGUAUUUCAAUUUUUGUAGUUUAGUCUGUAAAUCGUUUAUUGUUCAGGUCAUGAUCAGUAUUUAAUAUGUAGAAUUUAUUUAUUAACACAAACGAAAAUAAAUAAAUAUCAAACCAUUC
This is a messenger RNA of Lates calcarifer (barramundi perch), 1921 nucleotides long. RefSeq names its product pyruvate dehydrogenase [acetyl-transferring]-phosphatase 1, mitochondrial-like. The record is from RefSeq and is a predicted model, not a curated record. NCBI's taxonomy places the organism in Eukaryota, Metazoa, Chordata, Actinopteri, Centropomidae. Gene Ontology annotation, biological process: protein dephosphorylation. Gene Ontology annotation, molecular function: cation binding; protein serine/threonine phosphatase activity.